Fusarium vanettenii 77-13-4 is the source of this 1401-nucleotide messenger RNA. RefSeq lists its product as uncharacterized. The transcript has 4 exons. NCBI's taxonomy places the organism in Eukaryota, Fungi, Ascomycota, Sordariomycetes, Hypocreales, Nectriaceae. Bases 1 to 1401 code for a protein of 466 amino acids. The record is from RefSeq and is a predicted model, not a curated record.
AUGUCCACCACUCUGCCGGUCCUGGCCCCCCGCCUCCCGGGCUGCCCGCCGGCGGUGGACGACAGGACCUACACCAAGGAGCACACCGAGGAGGAGUGGGAGGCCAUGCGCGAGGUCAUCAAGAGGUUGUACAUACGCGACAACCGCAAGCUCAACGAGACCAUGGCCAUCCUGCAGGCGAGGCACGGCUUUGCAGCGACAGAGCAAAUGUUCAAGAAGCGCUUAAAGAAGUGGAAUCUCAGGAAGCGCACAUAUCGCAAGAGCCCCUCGGGUUCCACAGCUUCCACUCCUGCGCAGAUUGCCGAGGCAUACUGUCAGAGUGCAGUAACAGCAGAGACGGAGACAGUUGACGACCAGACUGCGGCGUCUUCGUCUUCGCCCGAGGAGCAGUCUCCUGAAGAGGUCAAUGAUACCUCCAUGGCCCUCAUCCGGCCCUCUAACAAUGCAGGGCCCUACGCAAAUCUCGAGCAGGUUCUCGGCAGCGUCUUCUCGUGGAGUCAGUCCAAGCUGGACACAUACCCCGUUGCGUCGGAUCCCAUGUCGAGAUAUCUGGCGAAUCCAAAUCACCCCCCUAUCCAGGACAGCCGGACAAUGUACCGGACGUUUGAGCUUGUUUUCGAUCUGUGGUACCACGGAAAAGGGAACCUUGCAGGUUUGGCUGCACGGAGAGGCUUCUAUGUGCUUGAGUUUGUCCUCAGUGAGGACCACCCGGACCUUGUAUGGCACGUCCUGGACACCAUCUUUGACAUGCUCAACACCCACUCCUCCGGAUUCUACAACAACUACGGGCAUGUGAUUAUCAAUCAGAUCAAGGGAGGAGUUACUUAUGCCAUAUACUACUCCUCGGAUCCACAACGGCUCUGGCUCUACGAACAACUUAUCUGGGAUGGACGGACGCGGCUGCGCAAAGGGAGCGAGCUCGCCAAGAGGCAGGACGCCAUGUACCACGCCCUCGAAACAAUGGCCGAGGCACAAGACCACGGCCCCACGGUGGACGACUCUGACCGGUUACGAAUAGAGGCGCUAAGGCUCGAGUUUACGCAGAUGGACGUGGGCGACAAAAAGAAGGCCGAGGAGCUGGCGCUCAACCUCCUCAACCAUACGAGCUCCGACACGGGGAUGGGGUCCAGAUCAAGCGAUCGGUUCCACGCGUACGCGCGCAAGAUGCUCGCCCGGGUCCAGCAGGAUCGACAGGAGUGGGACACGGCUGAGCAGAAUCUGCAGUACGCCAUCUACAAGCGCGAGGCGGCCCACGGCACGCUCAACAACCUGCGCGUGAUCCGCGACAUGUGGGUGCUCGCCGCGCACUACCAAAAGGCCGGACGGCAGGGGGACGCGGAUGCCAUCACCUCGGAUGCCCUCUCGAGGGCGCAGCUAUACCUAGAGCAAGGAACUAGCUGA